This is a messenger RNA of Trichechus manatus latirostris (Florida manatee), 1546 nucleotides long. RefSeq names its product EDAR associated via death domain (gene EDARADD). NCBI's taxonomy places the organism in Eukaryota, Metazoa, Chordata, Mammalia, Sirenia, Trichechidae. The transcript has 4 exons. Bases 1 to 1059 code for a protein of 352 amino acids. The record is from RefSeq and is a predicted model, not a curated record. Gene Ontology annotation, molecular function: protein binding. Gene Ontology annotation, biological process: signal transduction.
AUGGCUUCUCCAGACGACCCUCUGCGCGCAGGUAAAGUGACACCGCGCCCUCCCCUUGAGCGGGGACCGCGGGCUGGCAGCUGCCCGGGACGCCCUGCGGCUGCUGCGGAGCUGUCGGGCCGAACCUCCGGGCCAACCACGGGGACCCCGGGACGAGCCGGACCGGGUGCUCACUCCCUGGCCGCGCGAGGUGGCGCUGGCUGGGACAGCGGCGGCGCCCGGGCCCGUGGGCGCGGCGCGAGCUUUCCCACCCGCGAGCGGCUGCUGGUCACCGCCUCUGCCCCCAUCCCGCGUCCCCUGCAGCCCCUGCCCCUAGUCAUCCCGCGCGCGCCCAAGACGCUCCUUCCCUCUUUCCACGCUGCGGCCCCAGCGGCUUUUGUUCUGGUCCAGGGGUGCCAGGUUGAAACAAGUGCAGCAAACCUCUCUGGCAGAAAAGAUCUCAAGGCCAUUUCAAGGCCCUCUCGGUUUUACCAGUUGUUAAGACAGCACAUAAUAUUGAAUCUUAAUUUUAAGUCUUUCACCACAGAGUGUGUGCUUUCUUUAUCAAGCUUUGUGAUUCUUUUUUUCGUAGCCAAGGAGUGUGAUACACUUACUUUGAACUGCUCAACCAAUUCUGAUGAGCAACAUCAGGGAGAAGAAAAUGGCUUUCCAGACACUACUGGAGAUCCCCUUUCAGAUUUAAGCAAGGACACAUCCUGUAAAGAAAAUUGUACGUGUUCCUCAUGCUCGCUCCAGGCCCCCAACAUAAGUGAUUUGCUCAAUGACCAGGAUGUAUUAGACGUGAUCAGGAUAAAGCUGGAUCCCUGUCACCCGACAGUAAAGAACUGGAGGAAUUUUGCGAGCAAAUGGGGCAUGCCCUAUGAUGAAUUGUGCUUCCUGGAGCAGAGGCCCCAGAGCCCCACCUUGGAGUUCUUGCUCCGGAACAGUCAGAGGACGGUGGACCAGCUGAUAGAGCUCUGCAGGCUCUACCACCGGGCCGACGUGGAGAAGGUCCUGCGGAGGUGGGUGGAGGAGGAGUGGCCCAAGAGGGGCCGUGGAGACCACCCCCGGCACUUCUAGAGUGCUCCUCCUUCCUUCGUUGGCCUCUGCAGACAUUGAAACCACCAUGGGUCAAAGAGGAAUGUUAAUCUGUUCUUUUUUACGAGUUGAGGAUAAGGACGUGGAACAGAGGACAUUUGUUUUCCCCAAGCAGGUGGUUUUGUGGAGGGUAGGCUGUGAUUCGGUGGUGGAUUUUUGUUUGUUUUUGCACAUCUGUUUUUAUUUAAUAUUUGAAUCUAGAAUUGGGGAAAAAAUAUUUUGUCAGCUCAUGUAGGAGCCAGAGAUUACGAUCAGAAUGGAUUCAUGCCAUUAUGAAUAGAAAAUGAUCUUCUCCCUUGAGUACUGCUAGAGAUUUAAACAAAAUAGGGGCUGGAAUUAUUGAUGGUCCUCGAACAGUCAUCAUACAUAGACUCUCCGUGAUCAAUGGCACUCCCACCACUUGGAAGAAAACAACACUGAGAAGCCUGUUUGUUGCUUUUUUUUGUUAUAAAGUACUUAUGGGAAUUUA